Hevea brasiliensis (rubber tree) is the source of this 2160-nucleotide messenger RNA. RefSeq lists its product as uncharacterized. NCBI's taxonomy places the organism in Eukaryota, Viridiplantae, Streptophyta, Magnoliopsida, Malpighiales, Euphorbiaceae. Bases 1 to 2160 code for a protein of 719 amino acids. The transcript has 6 exons. The record is from RefSeq and is a predicted model, not a curated record.
AUGGUAACCCUCAAUACACAAGAAGGUCAAUCGGUGGUAAGACCUCCUUUCUUUGAUGGUAAUAACUUCUUGUAUUGGAAAAAUAGGAUGUAUUAUUUCCUUAAAUCAGAAGGGGUUGACUUGUGGGAUGUUGUAGAAAAUGGGCCAUUCACCCUAACUAAAAUUGUUAAUGGUGUGCAUGUAGCUAAGCCUAAGGGUGAAUGGAGUGAGCAAGAGAAAAGAAGAGUGGCUUUAAAUGAUAAGGCUAUUCAUGUUCUACUUUGUGCAUUAAGUAGAAGUGAAUAUAAUAAAGUAUGUAUGAAGUCUACUGCAAAAGAAAUUUGGGACGCCUUGGUGGUUACUCAUGAGGGCAUUAGUCAAGUAAAGGAGAAUAAGAUGGAUUCUCGCAUCUAUCAAUAUGAAUUGUUCAAGAUGAAGUUGGAUGAAACCAUAAGUGAGAUGUAUGAUAGAUUUGCAGAGAUUAUAGGAGGAAUUGAAUCCCUUGGAAAGACAUUCACAAAUGAGGAGCUAGUAAAGAAGAUUUUAAGAAGUCUCCCUAAGGAGUGGCUACCCAAAGUAACUUCACUCAAAGAUUCCAAGGACUUAAGCAAGGAACAACUUGAUGAGCUCUUAGGAAAUCUCAUUGACUAUGAGAUGACCCUCAAAAAAGAGCAAGUGGAGGAACCUAACAAAGCCAAAAAGACCAUUGCUUUCAAAGUAUCUUCUGAAAACUCAAGUGAUGAAGAUGAUGAGUUUAAUGAGGAAGAAUUGGCUUUAAUGACAAGGAGAAUAAGGAAGAUGCUCUUCCAAAACAAGAAGUUCAUCCCAAAGAGGAACUUCAAGAAGGACAAGGGAGAAAGUCACAUUAGAACGGAUUGUCCCAAAUUAAAGAAGCCUUUUAAGAAGUUCAAGAAGAAGGCACUUAAAGCAACAAGGGAUGAAUCAAGUGACUCCGAAGAUGAGGAGAUUGGUGAUCAAAUUGCCCAAAUGUGCUUUAUGGCAAUGGAGAAAAGCUCCAAUGAAGUAACUUUAAAUGAUGAUGUUGUUGAAUUUUCUUAUGAUGAACUAGUUAAUGCUCUUAAAGUUAUGAAUGAUGAACUAGAAUUAAGUCAUAAGAGAAAUAAACAUUUAAAAAGUGAGCUUGCUAGUUUAUGGAAGGAGAAUGAGACCUCAUCUAAGGUGAUGGCAUUGGGAAGCAUGGUGAUUUCUAUGGAUGUAUUUGAGCUAGAAACCUUUUCUAGUGUCUUUGAUUCAAGAAAGAAACAAGCUUUCUUUCUAUCAUCAAUGAAGGAAAAACAAAAGAAGGAAAGGGAGAGAGAGCUUGCCGUUCAAGGAAAGGACAAACUUGUUGCAAUUUUGGACUCUCAAAGGUCUCCUAGCAUCAAGUAUGGACUUGGCUAUAGUAAAUUUACCCAAGCACCUCCUUCUAAGACCAUCUUUGUUAAAGCAUCUAGUUCUAAUGAGCCUAGUCCUCAAAUGCCUAAUCUAAUGGUUUCUAAUCCUAGAGGACAAGAACCAAAGACAUCUAGUGGAAAUGAAACUAGAAAGAUCUCAAUUCAUCAAAAUGCUUCCACACAAAAUCUUGAAAGCAAGUGGUACUUGGAUAGUGAAUGUUUAAGACACAUAACCGGAAAUGCCAAUCUCAUCCUUUCACUUGAAAAGAAAGAUGGAGGUGGGCAAGUGACUUUUGGUGAUAAUGGUAAAGGUAAAAUUGUGGGAAAAGGUAAGGUUGGUAAGGAAAACUCCCCUAUUCUUGACAAAGUGCCUUUGGUUGAUAGUUUAAAACAUAAUUUGCUUAGUGUUAAUCAAUUAUGUGAUAAGGGCUAUAGAUUUGUUUUUGAGUCUAAAUCUUGCUUUGUGUCUAAGAUGAGUGAUAAUAAAAUGUUGUUUAUUGCUAAAAGAAUUAAAAAUAUUUAUGUUAUCGAUUUGCAUGCUUUGUCUAACAAAGAUGUCAAGUGCUUUGUUUCUAUUAGUGAUGACUCUUGGACUUGGCAUAGAAGGCUUACACAUGCUAGCAUGGACUUUCUUGCAAACUUGAACAAGGAUGAGCUAGUUGAUGAGCUACCAAAGACCAAGUUUCAAAAGGAUAAGAUGUGUAUUGCAUGCCAAAUAGGUAAGCAAGUCAAGAGCUCUUUUAAAUCUAUUCAUAAGGUAUACUUGGGUUGCAUUCCUUGCUCAUAA